AUGGAUAGAAGUCAUGAUAUUGAAGAAGCUAACGUAGCCGCACUCUAUGAAGCCUCACAUGCAGGUUGUGAAAGCACUUUGAACUCGUUGAUGCAAAGGGACGCACUCAUUCUUAACAAAAUUUCAUUGACGUCCUUCCCCGAUACGCCCUUACAUAUAGCAGUUCUGCAUGGUCACCUAGAAUUCACUGCGGCUUUACUCAGGAGGAAACCUAAUCUCACGGGCCGGAAGGACUUGCGGGGUCGAACUGCCCUUCACUUGGCUUCUGCGGAGGGUCACGCCGAGAUUGUGAGAGAAUUGCUGCAAGCAAAUACAGAUGUUUGCCUGUCUCGUGAUGAAGAUGGGAGAAUUCCUCUCCACUUAGCUGUGAUGAGAGGACACAUAGAGGUAAUAAAAAAGUUAUUAAUUCCAAAACCGAACUCGUUCUUGGAGGAUCUCGAUGGAGCCAGUGUUUUGCACUUGUGUGUUAAAUAUAACUGUUUGGAUGCCCUGAAAUAUUUGCUAGUGGAAUCUGCCGAUGACGAUGGAUAUUCCCUCAACUCCAAAGACAAUGAUGGUAACUCCAUAUUGCAUUUAGCUGUGAUGUACGGGCAAACGGAGACAAUAAAAUACUUACUUUCAUCAUCUAAAAUCAAAGGAGAGGCCAAUGCUAUAAACAGGAUUGGAAACACCGCCUUGGAUGUCUUAGAGUUAGGCCAUAGAGAUUUUAAAUAUCUCAAAAUCCAAGACAUGCUAAUGGCAGCUGGUGUUCGAAGAUCCAAGGAUCUAAAUUCUCCUGGUCUACUACCAACAACACAGCGUCAUGAACGUGCAGCACAGUACAUUAAUAAUGAAGGACAUGAGCCAGCGACAGCUGCUCAAUCAUGGUUUAAGAAAUGGUGGGCAUACUUUUGUUUGUGCGGAUGGGUUAAGCAUUUUAAGCGUCAGGGUCGAUCAAACUGGGUCGUCGAAACACGUGGCACAUUGAUGUUGGUGGCCACUGUAAUUGCAACCGUUACUUUCCAAGCUGGGAUCAACCCUCCAGGUGGUGUUUGGCAACAAGGUUGUCAAGAUGCAAAAUAUGGAAAUUAUACGCAUUGUACGGGCAAGGCAAUUUUCUCUGAUAUCAACCCAAAUGUUUACCAAUUCUUUUUGUCUUUCAACACCACCUCCCUUGUUGCAGCUCUGAGCGUCGUACUUCUGAUCACCCUUGGAAUUCCUAAGAGAAGCAAACUUUUUAUAUGGCUUUUGACAUUAGCCAUGCUUAUUGCAGUCACGUUCAUGCUAUACACCUAUUUUUUGGCUGCGUAUUUGGUGACCUCGGAAGCUGUUACACAAAAAAUCAUGAUCAACCGGAUAUACCUUUUAUCAUUAAUGGGAAUUUUGUUGGUAGUGCUUGUGAUUGCUGGUGUGGUUCUCAUAUAUCGCCUUUUAGCUUGGAUGGUGAAGUUGUUACUCAAGUGCAUGCGCUGUUUGACAAUGAGUCCAACAAAUUAA
Juglans microcarpa x Juglans regia is the source of this 1476-nucleotide messenger RNA. Its product is annotated as serine/threonine-protein phosphatase 6 regulatory ankyrin repeat subunit B-like. Bases 1 to 1476 code for a protein of 491 amino acids. The record is from RefSeq and is a predicted model, not a curated record. Gene Ontology annotation, cellular component: plasma membrane. Lineage: Eukaryota; Viridiplantae; Streptophyta; Magnoliopsida; Fagales; Juglandaceae. Gene Ontology annotation, molecular function: protein phosphatase regulator activity; protein phosphatase 1 binding. The transcript has 2 exons.